UAUGAACAGGUUAAGAAGCAAAGCGAGGAAGCAGCCUGGCUGCUUAAACUGUGGGGAUACCUGGACCAUGGCGAGCUCUGGUACGGCCUGGUCGCAAAUGCAACAAGACUGCCUGAAGGAAUAAAUACUCCUGUAUGGCUACUAAGUAUUGCGGAAGACGAGCUGGAGUAUGCUGAUGCAGUUCGCAUUCUAUCGCGCUACUCACUUGUGGAUAGAAGAGAAGAUACUAACACUCAUUCAAUGCACUCGGUACUGCAUCAAUGGUGUGGGCAGCUGGCAGAAGGCAAGGAGCAGCAGCGGGCCCUUGGCCGGAUAGCGGUAGAAAUAGUGGCGUCACAUGUACCAUCGGAAGACGAGCAGGAUUUCUACAGAAAGCGGAAGCGACUGUUACAGCAUGCUAUAGGCGUUAGUAGGUGGCUAAUAAAGACAAACCUUGUCGAAGAAGAAGAGACAGGCGUAGGCAUGAUACAAGGGCCGACAUAUUACAAUCUAGGCUAUCUUCUUGCAGAAGAAGACCGACAAAAAGCAGAGAAGAUGUACCAGCGAGCGCUGCAGGGCUACGAGAAGGCAUGGGGACCA
Molecule: messenger RNA, 579 nt
Organism: Lindgomyces ingoldianus
Lineage: Eukaryota; Fungi; Ascomycota; Dothideomycetes; Pleosporales; Lindgomycetaceae
Exons: 1
Source: RefSeq, a predicted model, not a curated record